Molecule: messenger RNA, 426 nt
Organism: Linnemannia hyalina
Lineage: Eukaryota; Fungi; Mortierellomycota; Mortierellomycetes; Mortierellales; Mortierellaceae
Source: the annotation of a GenBank genome assembly
AUGGAUGCUGUCUGCUACAAUACCUCCUUGAGGCAGAGUCUGGAUGUCCAGAAACAGGUCUACCGCCAGAUCGCCAGCUUAAAGUACUUAGAAGAGUUGUGGCUAGGAGAUGGCGCCCUCUUUCCGGAAGAUUUUGAGGAUGUCGACGAGCCCUCGGCUGCGUCAGCAGGAUCGGGGACCAAGGAGGUAAUAUGGGAGCCCUACAUGUAUGGCCUGAAUUAUGGAAAUGGACACCAAACAACAUGCUUGGAGCUUACGCUUGACAGCGGGCUGGAUAUUCUCAGGACGUUAACUGAGUUGAGGGUCAUCGACAUCACAAGAAUGAAACACCCGCUUGGAGUGGAAGAGAUGGAGUGGAUGGAGGAUAAUUGGCCGAACCUCCGUACCAUCAAGGGGCUCUUUGCAAAACUGCCAAGAUGUCCUUAA